Bemisia tabaci is the source of this 8531-nucleotide messenger RNA. It is a transcript of the gene Tomosyn, whose product is annotated as syntaxin-binding protein tomosyn. NCBI's taxonomy places the organism in Eukaryota, Metazoa, Arthropoda, Insecta, Hemiptera, Aleyrodidae. Gene Ontology annotation, cellular component: cytoplasm; plasma membrane; SNARE complex. Gene Ontology annotation, biological process: Golgi to plasma membrane transport; exocytosis. Gene Ontology annotation, molecular function: myosin II binding; syntaxin binding; GTPase activator activity. The record is from RefSeq and is a predicted model, not a curated record.
CUCCUUACAGCUCCUGGAAAUUAUGUGGGUGCAAGACUUUGUUGUUUACGUGUGAAUUUCUUAUCAGUGUCGCUUUGUGUGACCCUUUUUAAGACAUUUUAACACUCUUAAUUUUUCUCAAAGUUUCGUUACUUACAUUCGAACGCUAUCGCUUCUUCAUUCGAACAUUCCGGCCGAUUUCUUCCAUUUUUUGGAAUCUCGCUCCGCGACAACCGCAGAAAGGAGUUUUCCAGAUACCUGUUGUGUUUUACCCGUAAUUUCCGCUCAUGAUCCUCAACACGCGUAACCGUUCUGGGAUAUGUUUACUUGAGACCUGAGCUCGUGUCGUGUUGGUGACGGGGCAAGCGUACACACGUUAUCUCUGGCACGCAGUGAAUGUGAUGUUUUGAAAUCUUCAUUUUCCGAAAAUGAAGAAGUUUACGUUCAAAAGUUUUCUCCGAUCAUCCGUGAGCCAGCAGCCUCGUAGUGACCAAGAAAUCGUAGAAACCCUACGCUCUGAGAACUUCCAAGUGACAAAGACGUUCCGGCAUGGAUUCCCGUAUCAACCAACAGCUGUUGCUUUCGACCCCGUUCAGCGGCUUUUGGCAAUCGGGACAAAGACUGGCUCUCUGAGAAUAUUGGGGAGGCCAGGCGUUGACUCGCACGUAAAACACGAAGACAAUGUAGCUGUGAUACAGAUUCAAUUUCUAAUUAAUGAAGGUGCUCUUGUAACAGCCACCACAGAUAAUAGUGUUCACCUGUGGAACUUUCGCCAGAAAAAACCUGAAAUUGUUCAAAGUGUUAAAUUUCAAAAAGAAGAAAUUACAUGUAUUUAUUUACCCCUGCAAAGUAAAUGGUUAUAUGUGGGGACAAAAAAUGGCAAUGUCUAUUAUGUAAACAUAGAAACUUUUGUUAUUUCUGGCUACAUUAUCAACUGGAACAAAGCCAUUGAACUAUGCAGAAAAACACAUCCUGGUGCUGUUGUUCAUUUAUGUGAAAAUCCCUUGGAUCAUAGCAAGUUAUUGAUAGGUUUUGAAACUGGUCAGUUAGUGUUGUGGGACUUGUGUCUGAAAAAAGCAGAGCACCGUUGGCAGACACCAGAACCGCUGACAUCAAUAUCUUGGCACUAUGAUGGGAAGCAGUUUGUGUGUAGUCAUACCGACGGUUCCCUUACUUAUUGGAGUACGCGAUAUUUGGAUAAACCAAACUCCAUCAACCUUCCCCAUGCCAAAACAAAUAAAGAUGGGAAAUUAGAAACUUGUAAACCAAUUAAUAAAGUAGAAUGGAGACAUCUCAGAUCAGGAGAUGCUUUUGUGAUAUUCUCAGGUGGCUUACCUCACGAUACUGCAGGUCGCUCACCAAGCAUUACUGUGAUGCAGGGUAAAAACAUUACUGUCUUAGAAAUGGAACACAAUGUAGUAGAUUUUGUCACCCUUUGUGAAAACCCUUGGAAUUUUGAUGCUCCGAGUCCUUAUGCUGUCGUAGUGGUGCUUCAAAAUGACCUAGUAGUUCUUGACCUCCUUACCCCUGGUUUCCCUUUAUUUGAAAAUCCAUAUCCAAUGGAUCUCCAUGAAUCUCCAGUAACAUGUUGCAGUUAUUUCGCCGACUGUCCAUCUGACCUUAUUCCAGCGUUUUACUGCGUUGGAUCAAGAGGUAGUCAGCGAAGAACAGGGUUUAGCGAAAAAGAUUGGCCUCUCAGUGGUGGAGAGUGGAGUCCUACUUCCUGUAGUUAUAAUGAAAUUAUCCUAACUGGGCAUGCCGAUGGAAGUGUAAAAUUCUGGGAUGCAAGUGCCGGCUCUUUACAAGUGUUGUACAAACUAAAAACAGCUAAAGUAUUUGAAAAAAAUCAUUCGAGAAGUAUGGAUGGCUCAGAUGAUGAACCGUAUGCUGUACAACUCAUUUCUUUAUGUCCGGAAAGCAGAAAACUUUGUAUUGCUGGUGCAUCUUCCUAUGUUAUGUUAUUUAAAUUUAGAAAAUUAGAAUCUAUAUCGGAAACAUGUGUGCUCGAAAUUCCAAUAGUUUACAGUGAUACUAUAGAGGGGGAUACGGAAUUAUCUCCUGAAUUUGAUUUUACGCCUCGACCGAACUCCUCUGAAAAUGAUGUAAAAAAGCCUGGAGCAGAUUAUGGUCUUCCAGUUAAAGUGCGCAGUGGCGUGCAGAAGAAACCGCCUGGUUUUCAACCUUUUCUAGUUUGUCUUACCCCAGUGGUUGCUGGCAAGAAACCUGUUCAAAUUACUGCUCUGUCAAUCAACUCCUCCUACGGCUUAAUGGCAUAUGGAAAUGAGAAUGGAAUAGCUGUGAUCGAUAUAGUGCAAAAAGUUUGCGUGCUCAAUGUUGGUACUCCUGAUUUAUAUGGUGCUUGUGAUCCCUACAUGAGAGUGCCCCGCUCUCCCAAGUGUGCCAAUCCCAGCAGCUGUGAUUUUACUUCCGAAAAUGAACGAUGUCGAUCGCCUAGCAAUGAUCAGGAGCAACUUGAAGAAGCAAAUAGAGAGGCUUUAACUCCCGAGGUGUGUUUAUCCAACACCUCACCGUUAUCGAAUGAAGAUGUUGAAACAGGAGAGGACGCCCUAUCUUCAUGCAAUGAUGAAUCAACCGUUGACUCGAGUUCAAAGUCAAUAAAUGAUAAAAUUGUUUCCGCAACCAACGAACUACCUCCAGCCGAGGAGGCAAAUGCCGUCGAAGAACCUAAGGUGCAAACAAGCAAUGAAGAGAAGAACAAAAGUGAUAAACCUCACCACUGGAAAGGUUUCAGCCUCAAAAAACAACUCAGCCGCGUUGAUCUAAAAAUUAAAAAUACAUUCUCUAGCACGAAUCCUGAUAAAGAGUCUUCCACUAGUGGUGCUAAAAGUGAGGUUGCCUUGUCAAAAGCAAUGAGUGCCAAUGUUUCUCCGGCAGAUGUCGAUAACUCAAUUCCUGAAGACUUCUGCGAAGAAAGGCUGUGCUUAGAAAAUAUGUCAGACUUAAACUGUGAAAAUAUUCCGUCAAUUAGUGUAGAAGAUAAAAUUAGGUGUGAAAAAAAUAGCAUCCAAGAAGAGAGAGACUAUGAUAAGACUGAUGCCAUCAGGCCAACAGACCUUCAGUUGUUCGACCAAAAUGGGAAACCGUUUCGGCCGCCCAGGAGCAAAGAACGCAAAAGAGUUUCUUUGGACAAACAAUCUGCUCAACAACCCAGAGACACAAGAUUGCUGUCGGUUCCCAAUAUAAAGUACCAUCAUGCCUUACGGGAUCUCCGCAAACUUCGCCCAAACAGCAGUAGCAACCCUCCUUUCGCCAAUUUAAUCCGUCGAUUCAAUAAACUGGACAGCACAUCCUCCCGGUCCCGCAGUUCCAGCAUGAGUAGUCUGGAAAACAUCAACUAUGAAGCAGUACAGUGCCUAGCGUUUGCUGAUUCCUACACAAAAAAGUCUGAUGCUUCAACCUUCCCAACCCUAUGGGUAGGAACAAGUUUAGGUUCCGUUUUGACAAUCAUGCUGAAUUUGCUGCCUGCUGGAGAUGCCAGGCAGACUCAAUCUGUGACUGUAACUCCUUGUGGGUCAAUUUUUCGUCUCAGUGGAGGAAUACUGACGAUGUCUUUUUUAGAUUGUAAUGGUGCUCUGAUUCCAUAUUCCUACGAGGCAUGGAAAGAUGAAAGUAGAGAUAAGCAAAAAACUCCUACAAAACUAGCGUCAAACAGUAGAAUGUCUCCACCUCCAUCUGGAAGCGCGGAGAUGGCCUGUGAUCGUCAAUUUGUUGUGAUAGUCUCUGAAAAACAAGCCAGAGUUGUAGCGCUACCAUCCCAUAAUUGUGUUUAUAGGCAGCAAUUAGUCGAAAAUGAUUUUGUCGUCAAAUCUGAAAUUAUAUCUCUAAAAGAUAGCGUCUGUCUUGUCUGCUACAUCUCAACAGGGCGAGUGGUCGCUCACAGUUUACCUAGUUUACGGCCACUAAUAGAUAUCGACUUUCUUCCUCUCGCUGAUCUUAGUUUCCAGACACGAAAGCCUGGGAUUGUAGAUCCUAUGUUGUCAAUUUGGGGCCAACAGAUGUUUGUCAACGAAGAUACAGAUCAGAUUGCUCGAACAUUCUGCUUCAGUAAUCGCGGCCAUGGUUUGUAUCUCUGCUCACCGACAGAACUACAAAAGUUCACAGUGUCUGCUGAAUUUAGCGCAAGUUUAGCAGAAAUGAUGGGCGAACUAUUUUUCCCACACGAAAUGCCUGAAGCUCCAAAGCAAAGCUUUUUUGUCGGCCUAUUUGGAAGUGGAGUACGAACGUUGAAUAGAGAAGAAUUAUUUGGAGAAACGUCGAGUGGGCGUGCUUCGCGGAGUCUAGCCAAACAUAUCCCUAGGUCAUCAGCACAGAUUGAACAGCUGGGUCAGAGAGCAAGCACCGCAGCCAGCGAAGUUUCUCGGGCUCACCAGCAAGUUUUAGAACGAGGGGAACGGCUUUCUCAAUUAGAAGAACGCACUCAACGUAUGAUGUCUGAAGCUGAGAACUUCUCCUCAUCUGCACACGGACUUAUGCUCAAAUACAAAGAUAAGAAGUGGUAUCAGCUUUAAAAUUAGCUGUGCCAUUCUCUCAUUAAACUUAUUUCAAAUAAUUUUUAUUUAUAGUUUUGUAUCUUCGUUCAAAUGUAUAUUUUUAAAAUUUUUCAAAUUAUUUCCUACAAAACAAAACAAAAAGAAAACAAAAAAAAAAGAAAGUAAUAAUUAUUGAUCGCAUGAAUGAAAAAAAAAAUUGCCUACAAAAUGAUUCUGAUGGUCAAAUUAAUAAACUAGGCAAAUCUUAUACACAGGCCGAAAUAAUGUUUUUCUUAAUUUAGGUAGUAAGAUAAAGUACAUUCAAAAUUGAUCCCUUCCUUCUGCAUAGAGUAGUAACAUUGGUUUUUUCCUUCUCCCUUCUUUUCUUAAUAUUUUCUGUUCGUUUGAUUUGCACAGAAAGGGUCGGGAGUUUUUGAAUUAUAAUCUAGAAAUGUGAUUCUGGCAAAUGUCCAGAACAAUGUUUAAAUCCUAGGUAUCAUUUUGUUCAUUUAAUGUUUCAAUUCAGGGCAUUUUCUUCAAAGUCUGUUGUUAAUCUCUCCAAACUUGGAACCAUAGAUAAACAGAAGGAAGUGAACGACUUUAAAUUUGUCUCCAUUUUUAUUUCUCGUUAGUUUGGAAGCUCUAAAAAAAGUGGACACAAGCUCUCCUGAAAUUACUCAUGCGUGGUCGUCUACAAAGUUGAUCCCCUUUAUCUAACUUGGUUAAUAGUUCAAGGAUUUAUUGUCAGCCAGUUAUUUGAAUUUCAUAAUUCAACUUACCUCAAAAGAGCUCUUCAAUCAAAUUUUUGUUGUUGUUGUUGUUGUGUAUUUGACACUCAGGGUAAGUGUAGGCUGUUUCCUCCUCAUUCCAAAAUGCAAUUUCCUCUCCGAAGUUUAUGUAGACAAUUAAUUCAAUAAAGCAAUGAGAGACAGAUACUGGUUCAGAAAACUUGCCUAAUUAUGCCUGCCUUGGGCUGGUUUCAACUUCUCUAAUCCCUCACAUUUGGAAUUCCCUGCCUGGGCGCCUGUGUCUUCUAAUUUAGCUCCUCAUAAUUUGAGGAAGUCAACUCUUCUCAUCGGAAUAAGCUGUCCCGGCAAAAUGAAUAGCCCUCCAGAAAAAUGUCCACCUUCUAGUAGGUUUAUGGAAGCUUGUUACUCAGAUACAAUGCCUACCGUAGAGCAUCUAUGAAAAAUCUGGUUUUGUACUUGAUUUAAAUCACAGCACAGGGUGAUCAGUGCUUGAAAAGUCAUUGGACACUUGGAAAAAUCAGGGAAUUUUGCUCAACCUUGAAAAGUCGGGGAACUUUACCAAUCAACCUUGAAGUUCUUUCCUCCAGCCGAAACUUUAAGUUAUUUUCUACCAUACACGUACAAUCUAUCCACAAAAAUUUAAACUUCCAUUUGUAAAUUAUCGAAUUUCAAAAUUUUGUCUUUUUCAAAAGACUUUGCGCUGAAACAUUUUUGUCAAACACGUUUUCACGGAGUUAUGCAAAAAAGUAAAUAAAAUAAAAAAAAGUAACAUAAUAAAGUCAGGGACCUUUAAAAUUCAAGAAAACCUGUCACCUUGCAGUAGACAUUUUUGCAGGUUUUUGAGUUACAAAUCAAAAAAAAUUCUCAAUAAUAAUUUGUGUCUUCCCAUUAAAAAGGCAUGAUAGUUGAUAUUACCGUGUUGCAAUACCGCUCAAAUAGUUUCAGGGAGAAAAAAAUUAAACACUCUAAUAUUUUAUAAAUUCUACAGUCUUGAAAGCAAUCAUCAUUAAGUCAAAAUCAAAUUAUCUUAAAUUACAAAGGAACUUAUUGAGGGAACUGAUCUAUCCUUCCCUGAGGUGCAGCCAAACUUAAACAUUAAAUUGUCGCCAGAUUCAAUUAUUUCCAGACAGGUUUGCCAACAAAUUAAAAUUUUGUCUUAAUUAAUUAAUUGAAUAUAUGCGGUAUAAAUUUUGCUGAGCUGUCAUUACAGAGAAUUGUUGUGGUAUCAUAAAUAGCAUGGGUCAAAACAAAUGUAUUUCUUUUUUUCAAAUUUAAAAAUGAUUUAGUGUGCUGAGUUCUCUCCCAGUAUCAAAAUUUAAUGUGCCAAAAUAUUUUCUUUCCUAUUGCAUGAUUUGUGUAUAAAAAAAAGAACUUGUUCAAAGAAUGCAAGUCUGGCCAACCUGAAUGGCUGACAAAGAGCAAUUUGGUUAUUAAUAAACCUUCAGUGUACGAUUCUGGACUUAAAUUAUUGUGUACCUUAACUUUAUUAACAAGAAGAGCAGGCUCAAGGUUUUGUUGUAAAGCGAUUCAUUUAAAUGAAAAUAAUUUACUCUCACCCAGCAGUGCAAAUCGGCAUCAAUGACAGUAUUUCCCUAUAUAAGUAUUACUGAACUAUUCCUCGUCAAGAGCCAGAUUGUUUUAACAUUUUUAACCAAUACUGCAGCAGGUAGAAUAGCAAAAGGCCAAGUUUGAAGCCAGUACUUGGGCACUUGUGAGCCGUAAACUGGGGAAGUUGAAUUUUAAUCCUGGUCAACCUAGUCAUGUUAAGAUGUUUUUUUCCUCGCCUAUUAUCAGGCCACAACCCAAAACAUUCCAUUUAUCUAAUCAUGGUUUUAAGUACUUACAUUAAAAUAGAAACUAACCUCAGAAGAUGGUUUUUAUUUAAGGUUCUUUUUUUGUUAAGGAAUUUCUUAAUUUUAUUAAGGGUCACAUGUAGCUUCUUCGUGCCCAAUAGAAAUAAAUGCUCUGAUUAAAUAAGUUACCACUCCUUAGAUAGAGAAGUAGUUGUUUGAAAAUUUUAAAAUUAUUAAUUCAAUUGCAGAUUGCGCUAAUAGAUGGAGAUACAAAUGAGACUUUUACAGUGCUGCCAAACUUGAAAGAAAUUAUUAAAUUCCUUGAACCAGUCUUCAUCACUCUAAUCUAGCAUAGAUCUCAUCUACUGUCAAUAUAAAACUGUCCUUUUUUAUCUAACUAUACCUAAAUAGGAGAUGAUGUUCUGGGCUUCAGUAUUUUGAAAGCCUGUAUUUGUAGUUAAAAAUGUUUUGCUAGGUCAUGAUAUUUUUAUAUACUUAUUCCAUUAUUUGUUAUCGAUUCAUUUUAAAACUUAACGUUUUUUUAAUGCCGGCUGAAGCUGUUUUAGGGUAACUUUAAAAGGCACUGACCUAUUGAAGUGAUAUCAGACGACAAGUGGCAUUGCUAUGCUGGGUUAUUUGACUUAAAUGGAACAAUUGAAUUUAAGCUCAAAACCUUUAGUCUAUCGAACUACUUAUAUAUUUCACUUUAUCCCAUCUGGAAUCCAUAUUUUGAUAUGUGUAUCAUUUAUACUCUUCAGUUUUUAAUGUCAGAAGCUGAUCGAUCACUUGCAUGCUUAUUGUGAGUGAACAACUCCUCUUGGUCUAAAAGAAGCACUGAAUUUGUGCUCUGUCUUUAACACAUUCAUUAUGUUCUACGAAUGAGGGAAUAAUUUUUUAAAUUACCGAAAGGAUUUUUUAUUUUAUUUUUGUAGGCAAUAAUACUGUGGAGGUACAAAUACUCAUGCAGUCUCUUGAACCCUAACAAUAAUUAAUUUUUCAAUAAGUGCUAGUAGGUAUUUUUUGUAUUGUAAGAUGCCCGACUUUCACCGUACUUGCAUCCAGAUCAAUUUGGCAUGUGGGCCAUGGAAAAGUAUGAAAAACAAGUUAGUGAUUGUUUUAAAGUACUUUCAUUGUUUUGCACAGUGUUGUUAUCGCUAAAACAGUCCACCUUAACUCUGAAUCAGCUUAUGACAGGUGUAUCUUUGUUGAAAUAUUAUAUAGGUCUAAAAGAAUCUGUUUUUUCUUAUUUCUGAUACGUUUGUAGAGUAAAUAAUUAGUUGACGUCUUUUGAAUAUUUUUCUAUUCACUUGAUUAGAUUUGUGUUAAUAUUGGAUACAUGUGUAUGUCAUUUUGUUUCUUGUUGUCAGUGACAUUCCUAUUUGCUUGUUAUUUUAUUUUUUACAUCUUGUCAUAUUCUGACUGAGAUAACGUUUAUUAUCUGUACAUAGAAAAUGUUAAAUGUAAUUUUUAUUAUGUUACAGUUAACAUUGUUUGUAAUUCCUACUUCUUUUUCUCCUUGG